Messenger RNA from Perkinsus marinus ATCC 50983, 366 nucleotides. Its product is annotated as nonsense-mediated mRNA decay protein, putative. The transcript has 5 exons. NCBI's taxonomy places the organism in Eukaryota, Perkinsozoa, Perkinsida, Perkinsidae. Gene Ontology annotation, molecular function: ribosomal large subunit binding. Gene Ontology annotation, biological process: ribosomal large subunit export from nucleus. Gene Ontology annotation, cellular component: nucleus; cytoplasm. The coding region runs from base 1 to 366 and encodes 121 amino acids. The record is from RefSeq and is a predicted model, not a curated record.
AUGCUCGAGAAGACCAACCUGGAUGUGAUCAUAGUCAAGAAAACAUACACUCGGCACCGUCAGCGCAAGCGUCCGUGGAUUCUCAGAAGGCUCGAGAGGGAGGAAGAUGCUGGUGAGGAGUCCAACGAUGGUGAUUACGAGCAGUUUAUGCGGGACAUUGAGGAGGAUAAGGAUCUUCGUCAGGAGAUUAACCUCUUCCGUGAUCCGGCAUGGAAAGAGCCAUGCAAUGUGGCUGCUGCACAGGAGGAGGAGGAAGGGGAAGCAGACGACAACGAAGCCCCCGAGGUGGACUUGGCUGAAUUACUCGACGGUCUCACCCUCAACGAUAAGGGUUCUCAACAGGAGGAGGAGGAUGACGAGCUAUGA